GGGAACUAGAGACAGGAGGAGGACCGAAACACACACCAGCGCGCACACAGGCAGAGAUCGGGACGUUUAAACAUGUUUUAGCUUUCCUUUAAUCCGCAGCGUAGGUGCGGGGAGGCGGUAUCGGGGCGGCAGCAGUAGCAUUAGCUGCUGACAGCAGGUUAUUACAGCAGCAGACUGUAUUAACUCAUGUGCCUGUGCCACAGUAAUAAGAGCACUGCGGCUGUGGAUCUGGACUCACGCUGCUCCUACACCCAGUGGUCCACAGGGAAGAAACAUGGAUCCCGUAGCUCUUCUCCGUCCCCAGCAGAAGGGCUAAGAGCAUCCUGAUUCCUCCGCCCUCGUGUAACUCCCUGCCUGCCUCGUCUCGUCAUGGCCAACAGGAGUCCCACCGUGAGCCGGGAAGCACUGGAAUCAGCUCCGGAGACGCCUGAGGCCGGCGCCAGCCUCCAGGUGUUCUGCAAACUGUGCCUCAGCGAGCAGCCAUCGACAGCUACCACAGAACUGCAGAGCUGCAAGUGCAUCUACUGCACAGCGUGUUUGCAGCAGUAUGUUCAGCUGGCCAUAAUGGAGGGUGGUGGGGCACCAAUCACCUGCCCCGAUAUGGCGUGCCAAAAGACUGGAGUGCUCCUGGACUCAGAGAUAGCCAGUCUGGCAGCAGCGGAUCAGGUGGAGCUGUUUCUGCGUCUGAAGUUUGAGAGAGGAGUGAAGCUGGACCCCAGUAAAGCCUGGUGCCCGGUGCUUGAAUGUCAGGCAGUGUGCAGCGUGCAGCCGAGCACCGAGGGCCAACCCGCCGCUGUCCCCUGCCCUACCUGCCGCGCCAUCUUCUGUUCUGGGUGCAGAGGGCCCUGGCAGGAUGGUCAUGCUUGCCCCGAGCAGCAGCCCAUGAUGACGCCUUCUCAUGAAAGCAGGGCGCGCUCAGACAGCGACUCUGACAUGCCCAUCAAACAGUGUCCCAUGUGUGGUAUCUACAUCGAGAGAAACCAGGGCUGCGCACAGAUGCUGUGUAAGAGCUGCAAACACACCUUCUGCUGGUACUGUCUGCAGAAUCUGGAUGGUGAUAUCUUCCUGAGACAUUAUGAUAAGGGUCCAUGCAGAAACAAGCUGGGACACUCCAGGGCCUCAGUUAUGUGGAACAGAACGCAGGUGGUGGGUAUCCUGGUGGGGGUCAGUAUCAUUGUGCUGGUCACAUCACCUCUCCUCCUGCUAGCCUCGCCCUGCAUCCUGUGCUGUGUCUGCAAGCCCUGCAAAGGGGAUAAGAAGAAGAAGAAGAAGAAGAGGAAGAAGAACCUCAGCCAGUCGGACGCCUCCACUUCAUAGCAGCUCCCCGCUUUCAUCUGUCUGCCUAGGAUCACUCUGCUAACCUCAUGAUUGCCAAGGAAAGUUCAAGCGCUGCAUGAUGGGAAUAAAACAAACUCAUUAAACAAUGGAAUACCUUUCUUUCUUUUUUUCCAUUUCUGGAAGCUCUCUAAGUGACUGGAUCAUCUGGACUUUCACCUUAAGCUUCAGUGAGAGGGCUGCUCAAAAAUCACUCUUGAACCACAAGAGUACAUACUUUUAGUGGUGAUGUGUAAAUAUGUGGAUAAUGAAUGUAAGUCACUUGCCUAGCCAGUUUUUAGAGGCACAACAAGAUAGUUAUGAUACAGCAGUGGGUGUGAGAGUAUUCCUGGACAGGGCUUUCUUUCUCUCUCUAACACACCCACACUAACACAUACAUGCAGUUCAAAGUGCAAAGCCACCCUCAUGUGCCAAAUGUCAUGAAGCCAAACCAGAAAUGUUAGGCGCUCAAGUGCCUCGCUCUAUAGUGCCUGGUGCUUGGUUCGAUUUGCUUUGCCUUCCAUUCUGUCUUAUGCAAAUAAUUUUAGCAUUAUGGAAAUGGACAGGAUGCCACACGGUUAUAAACCCCUCAGUGAUGCAAAACAUUCUUUCAUAAUAGGUGAAGGCAGUUGGAACCAUGUGUGCACUGUAUAAUCUGUACUGAUAUGAAACACGAUAGGGCUUCAAUGGUGCACAGAGAGAACUCUUCUUCUGCAAAUGCUUGUUGUUUCCACCUGGUGUAUGUUCCAGACCAAAGGCCUAAAGAGGACAGUGUGUACUUUUCUAAAGUGUGUUAAUAUGUAUUUAUGGGGUGUGUGUGUGUAUGGUAUCAUUUCUACAUUUGUUUUGAUGUUUCUGCAUCAGAUAUUUUAUAAAAGCGCCAUUGUAAAUGGAAAAUAAACUUAAUGAAUUGAACAUGCAUUGGAUAGAGCCUUUGACAUUCAUCAUUAGUUCACUUUCGUAAAGAAAGAUAUGAGGAGAGAGCAUACAGAACAUGUACAGUGGGGGGAAAUAAUUAUUUGAUCCCCUGCUGAAUUUGUAAGUUUUCUCACAUGUCACUGAGUGAAACAAGUGUUUGAUCUCCGAGCAAAACAUGACUUAGUACUCGGUGGAGAAACUCUUGUUGGCGAGCACAGCAGUAAGACAUGUUUUCUUGUUGGUCACCAGGUCUGCACGCCUCUCAGGAGGGAUCCUGGCCCACUCCUCUUUACAGAAACUCUCUAAAUCUUCAGGUUUCUCGGCUGCUGCUUGGCGACUUGAAGCUUCAGCUCCCUUCACAGAUUUUUCUAUAGUAUUGAGGUCUGAGACUGGCUAGGCCACUCCGUGACCUUAAUGUGCCACUCCUUUUUUUUGCCUUGUUGGUACGUUUUGGCUGAUUGUCGUUCUGGGAGACACACCCAUGACCCAUCUUCAGUGUUCUGGCUGAGUGAAGGAGGUUCUUGUCCAAGAUUUUAUGGUACAUGAUCCCAUUCAUUGGCCCCUAAAUGCUGUGAAGUCGUCCUGUACCCUUAGCAGAAAAACAGCUCCAAAGCAUCAUGUUUCCACCUCUGUGCAUGACUGUAGAGAUGGUGUUCUUUGGGUCAUACUCAGCAUUUCUCUUCUUCCAAACACAGCAGGUCAAGUUGAUGAUGAUUUUGGUUUCAUGUGACCACAGCACUUUCUCCAGAGCCUUCUCUGAAUCAUUUAGAUCUUCACUGUCAAACUUAAGACGGGCCUGUACAUGUGCCUUCUUGAGCAGGGGAACCUUGCAGGUGCUGCAAGAUUUCAAUCCAUUACUGUGUUCUUGGUGACUGUGGACCCAACUGCCUUCAGAUCAUUAAGAAGCUCCUCCCAUGUAGUUUUGUGCUGAUCCUCACCCCAUGAGGAAAGAUCUUGCAUGGAGCUGCAGACUGAGGGCGACUGAUGGUCAUUUUAUAUGAUAAUAAUCCCACCAACAGUUGUCACCUUCUCACUGAGCUUCUUGCUCAUGGUCUUGUAGCCCAUUCCAGCUUUGUGCAGGUCAACAGUUUUGUCCCUGAUAGCUCUUUGGUCUUGUUCAUGGUGGUGGAGAGAUUGAAAUGGAAGACACGUGAUUCUGUGGACAGGUGUGCUUUAUACACACAACUAGAUUGAUUGAUUGAUUGUAAUCUAUGUGCUACAUGGGCACUCAGCUGAGUUGUAAGGGAUCAAACACUCAUUUCACUCAAUGACAUGCAAAUCAAUUCAUAACUUUAAUGUAAUGUGUUUUUUUCUGGAUUUUUGGUUGAUAUUCUGUCUCUCCAUUAAAAUGAAACUGUCAUAAAAAUUAGAGCCUGUUAAAAUCAAAUCAAAUAAAUACUUCCCCCAUUGUAACCAUGCUUUGUAUGGGAUGACAGACUAUAGACUGUGUGGUAACGGACCCCAAUCAGCCGUGACCUUAAAAAUUGGGUAUGUGUCAAAGUACCAACCACAUGAAUGCCAUGACUCAAAGUUUCCCAGCAGAACACUGUAUUGUAAGAUGAUGUAAGUUAUUCACUGGACAGGUUAAUGGUA
Messenger RNA from Archocentrus centrarchus (flier cichlid), 3825 nucleotides. RefSeq names its product ring finger protein 144B (gene rnf144b). Gene Ontology annotation, biological process: protein ubiquitination. Gene Ontology annotation, molecular function: zinc ion binding; ubiquitin-protein transferase activity. The record is from RefSeq and is a predicted model, not a curated record. The transcript is spliced from 8 exons. The coding region runs from base 370 to 1317 and encodes 315 amino acids. Lineage: Eukaryota; Metazoa; Chordata; Actinopteri; Cichliformes; Cichlidae.